CGCCUGUCGAGCUACUGAUUAUGUCUUUGUUAUUGCUUGUGAUGGUUGGCUGGGAGGUUCUGUUGGGAGUUUCCUACAUCAUGUUCUGUACAUUUUUACGCUGUGGGGUGGGGAAAGUGUACAAAAAAAUGCACCUCGGCACUGCGUUUUUCAGUGACCAGCGGAUCGCCCUGUUGAGCGAGGUUAUUUGUGGUAUAAGAGUUAUAAAAAUGAACGUGUGGGAAGAAGUGUUUGAGAAACUGCUCGGGAAUAGUCGCAGGAAAGAGCUGCCUUUCAUCAGGAAUAAAACGCUGGCUCUUGGUGCAUUUGUAUCCGUUCAACAAGCCGUUCCCAUCAUAGCCUCUUUAGUUUCCAUAGUAACAUUAAUGAUGAGUGGAAAAGAACUCACCCACGAGAACGUAUUCUUGAUCAUAUUAGUAAUGUACAUACUCGAGUCUUCAUGCGGUGAAUCUUUUGCCAGAGGAACAGAUGUCCUUGUAAGAACACUUGGUCUGCUCGAUAGAAUAGAGAGUUUUCUCCUAAUAGACUUUCCGUUGUCAUCGUUUUACGAAAACGUAGCAAGUCGUACGAGUGAGGUCCCUCCCUCCGACAAACCUCCGAGUCUUUCUUUGAUUGGAGUUUGCUGCGAACACGAAUGUGAGUUGGUGGAUAUUGAUCUAAACUUCGUCACUUUUAACUGCGAAGGUGCACAACUUGUCGCACUCACAGGGCCCCCUAAGGAAGGGGCCGUUACUUCACUGUUCUGUGAGGCUAUACUGAAAGAAGUUCCACUUUCAAGGGGGCGUAUAGUCCAACAUGGUGACCUCGCCUACGUUGGCCAAAAGCCAUGGAUAUUUUCAGGAACUGUUCGGGAAAACAUUGUUUUCGGGGAACCUUACAUCAAAGAAAGCUAUUCAGCUGUUUUAAGAGCUUGUAAACUGAAUGAAGCCAUGCAGUGUUUACCGGAUGGUGAUAUGACUAAAAUUGGCCAUGGUGGUUACAAACUAGCACUUAGUCAGCAGGAACUCAUAAACGUAGCACGCGCAUCUUACUCAUCAGCGUCCAUCGUCCUAAUGGAUAAUCCUCUUAGUCACGUAAGCAUCUCAGUAGCCAAUCAGGUCUUCGAUGAUUGCAUCCUAAGUUUUCUCUCGUCUCGUCUGCGUGUCGUGGUGACGGGUAGAGCAAGUUUCCUCGAGAGGUGUCCACGUGUGUUGCUGAUGGUUGAUGGCCUUAUUAUCAGAGAAGGAUCACUCGAUAACAUUCGGGAGUCUGGUGAAAAUCUCACGUGGCUGAGGACAGACACUAUCCAUGAGAAAGAAAACAGUGGAGUGGUCCAACAAUCCUUGUCUGGUGGAAUCCUUUCCGCGAGUUUGAGGGAACCAAGCGUCAAAAAUAUCACUGAUCGAGAUGCUGAAGGAUUUUCUAUCUAUCUGAGAUAUGCGAGGCAAACAGGAUGGCUUCCAUCACUGUCAGUUGUAGGUUUCCUGUUAACAUUAACUCCAGGAGUCGUCCUCGCAGGUCUUGGAAUAUGGUUUGCACGAAUUGCAGAUCUAUCUCGUGAUUACCACUACCACCACUUCAGUUUGUCUGCAAUAGUUGUGGGAGCCUAUGUCAUACUGCUUCUUCUUAGAGCUCUGUUUCUGCUCUUGUGUGGCCUUCGAUCGUCCAUGCGCAUCCACGAUAGAGCUAUUUCUACACUGCUUAAGACAUCAGUCCAACAUUUUGAAAACGAAGAGAAGGAUGCUUUCCUAAGAGUAUUUUCUAAAGAUGUAGAAUGUUUGGACGAGAAGCUCCCCUCCGACAUUCUGCAGUUGGCACAGUCGGUGGUAGAACAUGCUGCAGUGGCUGUUAUGAUCACGCUAGUAGCUCCGUGGACGGUGCUUGCUUUCAUACCCGCAUCUCUUAUCUCAUUUGUGGUUGGGAAAAAAUAUCUCUGGUUGGAGCGACAGGCCAGAGAUAAUGAAAACAACACCUUAACGCCCCUGAUGAUAUAUUUUUCGGAUACUAUGAUGGGUGCGGUCACCAUUCGAGCCUCUCAAAAGGAAAGCUACUUCAUGAAAGAGUUUUUCAGAUUGCAAAAUCAGCACAUGACGGCAGUAUGCAUGCGGUCAGCGGCGGAACAAUGGUUGGCAAUGAGACAUUUGGCUGUGAUGUCAUUGACCAUGUGUGUUGCCACUGUGGUAGUCAUCUUCACAAGCAACAACACUUUUGUCGCUCUGUCGUUGACAUUUGUCAGACAGCUUGUUGUAGGAAUUGCUAUUAUUCCAUUUCUCGUCAAAAACAUAGAACAGGACAUGACUUCAGCGGCCCGAUUGAUGAGUUUCCAUGACAUGCGCUCCGAGUCUAGUCACCAGAAUGACACGAAGCCACCCGAAGAUUGGCCGAAGGAGGGCGCCGUGUGUAUCAGCGAUUCCUUAUUGUCUCACACCUACGGUCGUCGACGGGUAUCAUUUGAAACGUUGUCUUUAAGCAUUGAGCCAAGAGAGAAAGUUUGUAUCAUAGGCCAAAAAAACGCAAAGACGAUCUCCUUUGCUUCUAAACUUAUGCUUCUGUCAAAAGGAUCCCAACAGGAGGUAUGGGUCGAUGAUAUUUCACUAGCAACGAUUAGUCUCCGAGAAGCGAGGAAAGCUUUCUGCACACUUCAGCAAACACCAUUCAUUUUUACGGCUUCAAUACGAAAAAACCUUGACCCGGAAGAGAAACAUGAAGACGAAGAGUUGUGGAACGUUUUGGAUACCGUGACAAUGAAAGAAUAUGUGAAAGGACUGCCUGGGGGGCUAGACUACAUGAUGACACAGUCUGUGAACUUCUCCAAUUCUCGGCUGCUGUUGUUGUCUCUCGCUCGUGCAAUACUACAGAAGAAGAAAAUCGUGAUUUUUGAUGGAGUUGUCUCAGGCGUCGACUUCACCACAUUGCGCAUAAUCCAUAGUGUUGUCAAGAACCAGUUUGCCAAUUCUUCAGUGAUCACGGUUGCGUAUGGACCUAUUGGACUGGAAACAAUUCUGCACCACGACCGCGUUGUUGUUAUGGAACAAGGGAGGAUUGUGGAAAUGGAUAGUCCAAAUGCUCUACUCUCCCGGAAGGGAAGCUUACUGUCAGAAUUUCUUGCCCCCACGUGACAGUCACAUUGUAUACCCGAAAGGCUCCGCAGCGGUGCCCGAGACUUUGAAAUUAGUAAUUUACUUUUAAUAAUAAUCAAACAUAUAAUAGUCAAAGAAUACUCUGCUUUCCAUGUUCGUGAGUACACCAGCCCUUUCAGUAUUGAUUUCAAAUGUAUAAAGCUACGUUGCCUGUAAUUUUUUUGCCAGUUUGUAUUUCAGUGUCAUCUGUUCAAAUGUUUUUAAGUGUUCCAUCACUUCUAAAAUGUCAGCUUUGUUUUUAAAUAACCAAAAUCAGAGCAAGUAGACCAGAAGUAAAUUUUUCAA
Pocillopora damicornis (cauliflower coral) is the source of this 3404-nucleotide messenger RNA. RefSeq names its product ATP-binding cassette sub-family C member 4. Lineage: Eukaryota; Metazoa; Cnidaria; Anthozoa; Scleractinia; Pocilloporidae. Gene Ontology annotation, molecular function: ATP hydrolysis activity; ATP binding; ATPase-coupled transmembrane transporter activity. Gene Ontology annotation, biological process: transmembrane transport. The record is from RefSeq and is a predicted model, not a curated record. Gene Ontology annotation, cellular component: membrane.